AUGUUGCACGAAUUGGACGAAUUGCACGAAAUGGAUGCACGACAAGCUGCGCAAUUCGGAAAUGAACAACGACUUAGACAAAUGUUAGAUGAUGGCGAAUGUACGCCGAAUUCGCUUGACGCCGACGAUUGCUCUUUGCUACAUUGGGCUGCAAUUAAUAAUCGUAUCGGUGUUGCUCAGUUGUUGUUAGAGCGUGGUUGCAGUGUUAAUGCAGUUGGUGGAGUUUUGGCUUCAACACCACUGCAUUGGGCUGCGCGACAUGGACAUUCUCAUAUGGUUGCAUUAUUAUUUUUGAAUGGUGCUGAUCCGAAUUUGAAAGAUGUCGAAGGUUUUACAGCUUUACAUGUUGCUGUUCAGUUUGGACGCACAGCAACUGCUGCAUACUUGAUUGCUGUAGGUCAAAAUGUUGAUGAAAGAGAUGAAACCAUGAUGUCACCUCUGAUGUGGGCAGCUUACAAGGUAUUCGUCACUAAAUUUUUUUUAAGAGCUUUGUUUUUAAAUUUCAAAUAA
Molecule: messenger RNA, 510 nt
Organism: Dracunculus medinensis (Guinea worm)
Lineage: Eukaryota; Metazoa; Nematoda; Chromadorea; Rhabditida; Dracunculidae
Source: the annotation of a GenBank genome assembly